Prunus persica (peach) is the source of this 835-nucleotide messenger RNA. RefSeq names its product putative gamma-glutamylcyclotransferase At3g02910. NCBI's taxonomy places the organism in Eukaryota, Viridiplantae, Streptophyta, Magnoliopsida, Rosales, Rosaceae. The transcript has a single exon. The record is from RefSeq and is a predicted model, not a curated record. Gene Ontology annotation, molecular function: gamma-glutamylaminecyclotransferase activity. The coding region runs from base 67 to 594 and encodes 175 amino acids.
AAAAUAGGACAAAAACCGUUCCCAUACAUUGAUUCAUUUUGCCGUUUUUCCGCUCUCUGCGCACCAAUGGCUGAAGGUUUGAAGGACGACGCCAAACCCCAUCUAAUCUUCACCUACGGCACACUCAAACAAGGCUUCCACAACCACAAGCUAACGCAGGACCUUAUCAAUCACGACGACGCCGUUUUGUUAGGCCCCUACAUCACCCGCCAUUCUUACCCGCUCGUCUGUGGACCCUACGGAAUCCCCUACCUGAUCAACCUCCCCGGGUCCGGUCACCAGGUCAAGGGCGAGCUCUACUCCGUGUCGACCCGAGGACUCGCUCGACUCGACGAAUUGGAGGGCACGAGCAUCGGGCACUACGAGCGGCUACCUGUUGAUGUGAUGAAUGCCGACGACGACAUCGUUUCGGUGGAGGCUCAGGCGUAUUACGCGCACAGAAGCUUUGGGCCUGCGAUGUGGGAGAGAAUUGGGAAGGCGGGUUUGAGUGAGUUCACGGAGAAGGAGGCCAAAGGGUACGUGAAAAGACAAGAUAGGCCUUGCCAGGGUCGCGCCAUUCUUGAGGACGUCCGGCAUUUUGUGUCCGGAAUGUGAGGAAAAAGGCAGUUUCGGAAAGGUCAAUGUUUUCUUGCUCUGUUACAUUAAGUACGUAAUCUUUGAUUAAUUUUAAACUUGGUGAUUAUGAAUUCUUAUUGUUUAGCAAGAGAGGCUCUGUGUUAGUUGAAUUGCUCAUUUAUCUAUUUUUUUUUUUUAAUCAAUUCAGGUUUCAAUUUUUAUUUGUAUUAUUUUUGAAUUAGAGAAUUCAAGUGUGUUUAAGUGCAAAAAACCACUCAAA